CACAAAUACAAUAAUUUUACCAUAAUUAACAAACGAUUUUCAGUUGUUAAAAGCCAAUUAUGGUCCCAUCUAUCGUUUUGUCCAACGCUUGUAAUGAUAAAACGAUAAUAAUUAUUUUUUGUAACGCCAACGAUUAACAUAACCCUUAAAUAGGUUAUUCCUCUAUUCGCCGAGCAGUAAAAAACUUACAACUUUCUAUUUGUUGCUAUCAUCAUGAAGAAAAAUGAACUUUUACUGGUAAUCUUCUUGUUCCUGUUCAUUACACAAACCAAUGGAUUUUAUGAAUUCCUUGGAAGUGUUGUAAGUUUCGUUUUGGAACUGACAAGAAUUCAGCAAUUACUGAUACCUUUAUACCGACCAAAAAAUAGAGCUCAGGAAGAGAAGUUCGAUUUCGUAAUAAUUGGAUCGGGACCAUCGGGAUCUGCUUUAGCAAACAGACUGACGGAAAAUCCAAACAUUAAUGUUCUUUUGCUGGAAAGUGGCGAAGAAGCCAGUUUCAUUGCCGAUAUUCCAGUUGCAGCUGGAGCCCUUGAGUUUAUGUCAUAUAAUUAUGGCUACAAAUCCCAACCGCAACCGGGAUUCUGUAAAGGAUGUCCUAACGGCGUUUUAGAAUGGCCGCACGGUCAUGUGCUCGGUGGGAGUUCAGUCAUCAAUUACAUGAUCUAUGUUAGAGGAAGUCCAGGAGAUUACAACAAAUGGGCAGAUCUGGGUAAUCCAGGAUGGUCAUACAAGGAUAUCUUACCCUAUUUUAUAAAAAUGGAAGAUACGCGUGUGAAAAUAAGCGAUGAUGAAAUAAGAGGAAAAGGGGGUUAUCUGACUGUUAGCGACGUUCCCUUCCGGUCGAAAAUUGUUGAUGUUUUUGUGAAGGCUUGCAAUGAAGCGGGGUACGAAUAUGUGGAUUACAAUGGAAGAAGACAAUUAGGGGUAUCUUAUAUUCAAUCUACAACAAGAGAUGGAAAGAGAUGUAGCGCAGAAAAAGCUUACCUUCGUCCAGUGCGUUCCCGGAAAAAUUUAAAAAUACAAGUGAAAUCUACAGUUACAAAAAUUCUAAUUGACGAUAAAACAAAAACAGCUUAUGGAGUCGAAUAUUAUUACAAAAAUAAGAAACAUACUGUAUAUGCUAAGAAAGAAGUGAUAUGCUCUGCUGGUACUCUUAACUCUCCUCAAGUACUAAUGCUGUCCGGAAUUGGACCUAGAGAUCAUCUUGAAGAACUAGAUAUACCUGUCGUUAUGGACUUGCCCGUUGGUAAAAAAAUGUAUGAUCAUCCAACUUUCCCUCUCAUGUUGUUCGAAAUCAAAAAACCUUUGGUAAUAGAUGGCAUCCAGGUAGUUCUAAAUCCUUUUAAUUAUCUUGGCUUGUUAACCGGGAAAGGUGCAUUUACAACAAUAGGUGGAGUUGAAGCUAUUACAUACAUAAAAACUAACCAAUCGACUGAAUCUGAUCCUUUGUAUCCUGACAUCGAAUUGCUUAUGAUUGGUGGAUCUCUAAACACAGAUUUUGGGAUUGUAUUUAGAAAAAUUUUUAAUAUACCUUCGCAGAUAUUUGAUAAAGCUUUUCUUCCAAAAUUAGGCAGCGACAUCUAUAUGAUUACACCAGUAUUAGUUCAUCCUAAAUCGUACGGCUGGAUUAAACUGAAAUCCAAAAACCCGUGGGAAGCUCCUCUAUUCUAUCCAAACUUUUUUUCCGAUCCAGAAAAUGACGAUAUAAAAACUUUUAUUGCAGCAAUUAGAGAAAUUGAAAGGAUAAAUGCGACACCGGCAAUGAAGAAAAUAGGAGCUGAACUCGUUAAUGUACCUUUACCAGGAUGCGAGCGAAAUACAUUCGACUCCGACGAGUACUGGGAAUGUGCUUUGAGAACCAUAAUAGGCAGUUACUACCACCAAGUAGCAACGUGUAAAAUGGGACCAUCAAAUGACACCGAAGCUGUGGUAGAUCAUAAAUUAAGAGUACAUGGAAUUAAAAAACUGCGCGUUGUUGAUACUAGUGUGAUACCUAUUGCGCCAUCUGCACAUAAUGUGGCUCCAGCGUAUGUCAUAGGAGAAAAAGCAGCAGAUUUAAUUAAACAAUGUUAUAACAUUUAGAAAUUAUAUAAAAACUGCAAUAAUAAAGCACAUUUCGGGC
Messenger RNA from Psylliodes chrysocephalus, 2122 nucleotides. NCBI's taxonomy places the organism in Eukaryota, Metazoa, Arthropoda, Insecta, Coleoptera, Chrysomelidae. The record is from the annotation of a GenBank genome assembly.